AUUCGAUACAGCAGUUAGUUUUAUGUAAUGGAGAGUGAAGUGUGAAUGUUCGAUGGAGUGUAUUAAAGUUGAGGUAUAUACCAUGCUUUGGAAGAAUAAAGGAAGAUUACCUUCACAAAACUGGAUUAACAAGUGAAAAAAAUUAGUUCAUAGUUUAAGUUUAUACUCAAAUUUAACCCCUUGGUACAAGUGAGUGUAUAAUAAUGGUCUAUUUUUUUGUGGAGUUAUAUUCUGAUAAUACCACAGUGAAAGGAGUUAGCUAAUUCCAUUCAAGAUGUGAAAAGAACAAAUUAAUCAGGUGUUUUCUAAUCUGGAUUUAAAAUGGAUCAACAGUGUGGUUUAGAAAAUAGUUACGAUUUAUUUAGCACUUGUACGCGCCUCGCAAGAAGUGUGUUCCUAGUGUCUGCGAUUGGAAAUAUUCCUUUAUCGUAAAUGAAAUUAUUUUUUACUUUGUUGAUAAGAGGUUUCUGACAUAGCGAAUCAUGGGGAAUAAGUGUGGUCGAAAAGAGGCUGACCCAGAUUCUGCAUGGAAGCAACAGAACAAAGAAAUUGCGACGAAUCCGGUCUAUAAAUUUGUCGAUUUUACUGGUGGAGGGAAGUUGAUCGAGGCUUAUAAGACAGGAGGGGCCACAGCGGUGGAGAAGAUUGCAAAAACGGAGAUGUUACCGUACUUGUACAAUGAGGGAAAUGGUGCUAUUAUAACUAAGUUAGACUACAUAAAAUGGCAAUGCAGAAUGCAAGCAAAGUAUACGGGUUCAAGCGUGUGGGAAACUCGCACUGAUGAACAACUAUUGAGUGAAUUCAAGGAGGAUUACUUCAACAAAGUAGUCACCCAUGAAGCAUGCUGGGACCUCAAUAAAAGGGGUGGGGUGGGGGAAAGCCCGUUCCAUUUGUUAUAUCUCUUAGACUCUCCAACUCAUCAUGCUGUUGGUGAAAUACUUCUAAAUUUGUAUCCCAAACUUAGCCUAGAUGUUUACGAAGGAGAGGAAUAUUUUGGGGAGAGCGCUUUACAUAUAGCCAUUGUGUUUGGUAGUCUGGAGGCGGUGAAACUCCUCAUCAAAAAAGGUGCUCUGAUCGACCAGCGCUGUACGGGGCGAUUCUUCCUACCAGAGGACCAGAAAAAGGGCUACACCAAAACUACCGACUACGAAGGCUACGCCUACUACGGUGAAUAUCCCAUACAUUUUGCCGCGGCAACAGGUAACCAGGAAAUUUACGACUACCUCAUCGACCACGGUGGAGACCCCAAUGCCCAGGAUACGUUCGGAAACACCGCUCUUCAUAUGGUGGUCAUCUGCAAUCAAGUGGAAAUGUAUAAAUACAUCGUAAGGCAUCACACGCUUCCCGCCAAAACCGAUAUUAAGAAUGCUGUAAACUUGACUCCUCUGACUCUGGCCAGUAAACUCGGCAGGCAGACCAUCUUCAAAGAAAUGUUGGAACUAGGAAGUCUGAACAGCUAA
Messenger RNA from Saccostrea cuccullata (small rock oyster), 1460 nucleotides. RefSeq names its product transient receptor potential cation channel subfamily V member 5-like. Bases 483 to 1460 code for a protein of 325 amino acids. Gene Ontology annotation, cellular component: plasma membrane. Lineage: Eukaryota; Metazoa; Mollusca; Bivalvia; Ostreida; Ostreidae. The record is from RefSeq and is a predicted model, not a curated record. The transcript has 7 exons. Gene Ontology annotation, molecular function: protein binding; calcium channel activity. Gene Ontology annotation, biological process: calcium ion import across plasma membrane.